Lachancea mirantina is the source of this 1239-nucleotide messenger RNA. The record is from the annotation of a GenBank genome assembly. Lineage: Eukaryota; Fungi; Ascomycota; Saccharomycetes; Saccharomycetales; Saccharomycetaceae.
AUGAGCUCUAAACGCGGACACUCCGAGAUUGAGAUUACGGGCUACGAGGAGCAACCUUCUGUGGCCGUUGGAAGUUUCUUUAAAGGUUUCACGGUUCCUAAAAACACCAAGUUUGAGUUGUAUCAGAGCACAUCUAAUGCCGGUAAAUUUAAGAUUCAUGGAGAGAACGAGCGUAUUGAAUAUGAGGGAAAAUGUGAUGAGGACAGUGUAAACAGCAAUCAAUAUAUGGUGGGUGUUUACGACCGCAAAACCAGAAGCGUUCAGCUGUUUAAUGCGCCCGUUAUGGCGACAAAAGCGAUAUCUAAAUCUAAAAAGGAGCUCGCCGGACCAGACAUUAAACAGCUCAAUGUGCGUGCAGCUCUUUCCCGUAAUGCGCUCGGUGAAGCUUUUGGUACCAAGAAAGCCAAAAAAGCUAUUGCAGAUUUGGAGAGAAAUCGGAUAGACUCGGAUAAACUUGCAGAAUCUGCUAUUGACAUCGUUGAGGCUGUCAGAACCGCGUCUAAAGAUCUUCCCCUAGGAGAUGACAUGGUUCGUCUUGCUGCACAGGAUAGAACAACGCCAAUCGCCAAUGUGGACGCAACGGACGUCGAACAAAUAUAUCCAAUCAACAAUGUCAUACCGAAGCGAGAAUGGCAAUUUAUUCGUGUUGGUACUUUGAUGAGGGAAGGGGACGCGACCAAGAGACUUCAAUUCUUCCCGCACACUAAAUCUCGCUAUGUUUCGAAAAAAUUGCCUACUUUGACUCAGCCUGCGCAAACUCCUAAACUCCAGUUACUCUACUACUUAUCUCUCCUGUUGGGAGUGUACGAAAACAGAAGGGUAAGUGAUAAAACCAGACUGCUGGAGAGACUGAAUGCUCCUCCCGAUGUUCUCGUUGACGGCAUUUUGGAACGAUUUACAGUCUUAAAAGCGGGACAGUUCGGAAAGUCAAAGGAUCGUUCGUUUGUUAUCGACCCUCAAAGAGAGGAUAAGUUGUUAAGCUACAUUUUAGUCAUUAUUUUGCAUUUGGACAAUUUCAUCGUGGAAAUCUCUCCUUUAGCCCAGGAGCUAGGAUUGAAACCUUCAAGAAUCGUCAGCCUUUUUAAAAAUCUCGGUGCUAUUGUGAAAGGCGCUACCGUUUCUCAAGCCGAAGCUUUCGGAAUUCCAAAAAGCGUUGCUUCUACUUAUAAGAUUGCUACUAUGAAAGUCCCAUUCAGAUUACCAGAGCCUUCCAGAAGGGCAAGAGCUGGAAAAAGGUGA